Messenger RNA from Colletotrichum higginsianum IMI 349063, 939 nucleotides. RefSeq lists its product as uncharacterized. Lineage: Eukaryota; Fungi; Ascomycota; Sordariomycetes; Glomerellales; Glomerellaceae. The transcript has 2 exons. The coding region runs from base 1 to 939 and encodes 312 amino acids. The record is from RefSeq and is a predicted model, not a curated record.
AUGACUGGACAUCAACGACUCCUUCAUCUAGUUUGUUUUGCAACCCUCCUGUGGUCGUUUCUGUGUAACGGAGCCCCCUUCAAUGCGGUAUCCAUCCGUCAGGAGCAUAGCAGAUCGCCUGCAGAUAACAGCAUUGCCGACGAGUUUCUCCAGGGCCACACCACAUCUGAAUCCCCAUGCCUGGGCACCAACGGCCAAACGCUGUUGGAUAGAACCUUUUGUUCUACGCUAUUUAAGAAGGACCUGAAGAGGAAGCCUGGGUUUAGUUCUAAUUUACUGAAGGGUCUCCCUAAGCUGGCCACGAAGCGUCGCCCUCGUGUAGAGAAGAACAGCGAUCAGUCAUCUACUGAAGAGAGGUCUAAGAACAAGGGUUCGAAGAAGGGGUCUACUGACGAGGGGUCUGUUGAUGAGGCCUCUGCUGAUGAAGGGUCUAAGAAGAAGGCUUCGAAGAAGGGGUCUACUGACGAGGGGUCUGUUGAUGAGGCCUCUGCUGAUGAGGGGUCUAAGAACAAGGGUUCGAAGAAGGGGUCUACUGAAGAGGGGUCUGUUGAUGAGGCCUCUGCUGAUGAAGGGUCUAAGAAGAAGGCUUCGAAGAAGGGGUCUACUGACGAGGGGUCUGUUGAUGAGGCCUCUGCUGAUGAGGGGUCUAAGAACAAGGGUUCGAAGAAGGGGUCUACUGAAGAGGGGUCUAUUGACGAGGCCUCUACCGAAGAGGGGUCUAAGAAGAAGGCUUCGAAGAAGGGGUCUACUGACGAGGGGUCUGUUGAUGAGGCCUCUGCUGAUGAGAGGUCUAAGAACAAGGGUUCGAAGAAGGGGUCUACUGACGAGGGGUCUGUUGAUGAGGCCUCUGCUGAAGAGGCUUCAACCAAAGAGGGAUCUACUGAAGAUGCCCCUACUGAAAAGGGGUCCAACGAAGAGGCCCCUACUGAAGAGGCUUAA